AAAUACGAGAGAAGAAGAAAGAAGAAAAGGAAAAGAAGAGAUCUGUCAGUGCUAGUGAGGAGGGAUCAAUCAAGUCAAAACUAGCAAAGAACAUACAUUCUAUUGUCUUUCAAACAAAUGCCCCGGAAAAGAAUGAAUUCUUUUUACCAGGAAGAAUGGCAUAUGUGUUUGAAUUAGAUGAUGAAUAUGAGGAGAGUGAUAUUCCUACCACUUUAAUAAGAAGUAAAGCUGAUUGUCCAAUGUUAGAGUCUCAGGCUACAUUAACAACAAAUGACAUUGUUAUCAAUAAACUGACACAAAUCCUGUCUUACUUGAGACAAGGGUCAAAGAAAUUGAAGAAGAAGGAGAAAGGUGCAGAUAUAAUUGAUUAUUCAGCUCCUAAGAAACCAGCUGUGCAAAAGGAAGAGAGUAUAUUUCCUGAUAUGGGUGAAUAUGAUUUCGAUGCGUCUGCAGUUCCGUCUGAUUUAUCAAAGAGAGAUCAACAGUUAUUCACUAAAAGUGAACCCACACAAGAUUAUGAAGACAUCAAGAAAGCUACUAAAGAAUUUGUCAAGGCUGUAUGGAAAAAGUAUGCUGAUUCUUCAUCCAUUCCAGGUGAGAGGACUCAUUCUGAUGGUCCAUUACCUUCUGGUUGGUCUGCUGGAGAAGUAGAUAGAACACAUGCUAGAAGCUCUAGUACCAAAACAACAGAACCAGUUCUUAUGAAGAAAGCAAAAACUGAUGAUGUUGGAUUUGGUGGUUUAGAUCAUGAUCAUUAUGCUGAAUGCUGUCCUGGUGGUAUGGAAGAAGUCGAUGCAACUGUCAAUAGUGAUGAUGAAAUUGACUUCUCUAAAAUGGACAUGGGUAAUCGUAAAGGCCCUGUUAAAAGAUGGGAUUUUGAGAAUGAGGAAGAUUAUGGGAACUAUCAGUCAUCAAGGGAAGCACUACCAAAAGCUGCUUUCCAGUUUGGAGUUAAAAUGAAUGACGGUUGUAAGACUCGUAGACAAGGUGUCAAGAAUGAGAAAGCAAAACUAGACAGAGAAUGGCAGCAGAUCAGUCAGAUUCUUCAAAAAAGAAAGUCAAGUAAAACAGAAUCUGAUUCCAAGCGUCCCAAGACUUCAGAUUAA
This is a messenger RNA of Amphimedon queenslandica, 1106 nucleotides long. RefSeq names its product protein Red-like. Lineage: Eukaryota; Metazoa; Porifera; Demospongiae; Haplosclerida; Niphatidae. The record is from RefSeq and is a predicted model, not a curated record.